AGCAUCUCAGCGGCUCCUUUGGCCUUUCUUGACGCUCACUGCCUUGUACUUAGUACCAGUCCCUCAUUUCAGGCAUAUUUGCUCUUAUACUAUUCAUUCGUUCUCUCUCUUCUUCUUUCUUUUUCUGUUUCUUUCUUUAUUUUUUUGUGUGUGUAGGGGGGAUUAUUUUCCUCGAUCCAGCACAUCGACAAUGGCUCCUAGAACCCCAAUCACUCGUUUCCUUUCCUUUUUCCUUUUUGCAUUUGUUGCACUCCUAUGCAUCUACCAUGGCACUCAGUCUGGUAGUCUCCCCCUGACCACCUAUGCUAAGCGCUCACUGCCCGAUGGUGCGACCAUCCAGCCCCGGCUGGACCUUGGUACUGAGCUUCAUCUCCUAUCAAAGCGUGCUCCUCCUAAGAACAGGGCCGAGGCAGCUGAGAAAGGCAGAGGGUAUAUGUGCCAGCUAGAGGACAUAGAACCAAUUGAUUUGCCUUCCGAGCGUACAGAUUCUCAAGCGUUCAACAAAGAUUGGUCUCCACGACCUUACGGAUUGAGCAACGGCGAGCCUACCGAGACAGGAUCAAUAAUUCCAGUGGCAUUGGCCGCGAAAGGUCUACCCAUUAAUAUAGGAGAUCGAGGUCUGAAGGGGUUGAUCUAUGAGCAGCGUGAGCAAUAUAAAGUUGAUAACUCAUACUAUGCGCCUACAUUUGGAUUCUACAAGGCCAGUAUAAGCACCAAGGCGGGCUACAUCUCCGCAGAAGAAAAUAUAAGUCCAGCCCACAUGAUUGCCGAGGAUAUGCCGGGAAACCCCUCCCCAGUCAUUUCUAGGUUAUCUGAUGUUUACUUUUUGAUGUGGAAGGAAGUGGCAGGCAAGUCGGAGGCCGAAUUAAAAAAUAUCAAAUACUUUGUCCGCCACCAUGUGAUUAACGGGAACUCUUUGGAUGUUGCUCUGGAGGUGGCCAGUGGAAAGCCUCUUCCACCCAGAGAGAAAAAUAAGCCUAGGGACACGAGCAUGGUCGAAGAAUGGCCGGGUAAGUCCUAUGACAUGUCCACUGAUGAUGGUAAGGCGAUCUUGGGGACUCCCAAUGGUGUCGGUGUAGCCCGUUUCCUCAUGGACCACAAGCUAGAAUUGGGAGUUAAGGCCCCCAGCAAGGUGACUCUCUUCAAGACUACUGGUCACACAAAUGCCGACACCAACCAGCCAGAGGACUGGAUCCAUUUCCUAUUCGAAAUCAGCCCUGUUCAGAAGAAGAAGCGGAGGGGAAGGAAGUAAACAAUGGGGGCUAGCUAGAUCUCCCAACGCCUUUCAUAUUCAAGGGGAAUUUAUUCUCUAGUUCGGAGCCAAGGGGACGAAAGAUUUUCAGACUAGGAGCUCCAGGAUGGAGUGCAGAGUUUCAGUCUAAGUAAAUUUAAGUGGGCUGUUUCUCCUUUCGUGCUUGGCAGACAUGGAUGAGUGGG
Messenger RNA from Aspergillus pseudotamarii, 1437 nucleotides. RefSeq lists its product as uncharacterized. The record is from RefSeq and is a predicted model, not a curated record. Bases 191 to 1252 code for a protein of 353 amino acids. The transcript has 2 exons. NCBI's taxonomy places the organism in Eukaryota, Fungi, Ascomycota, Eurotiomycetes, Eurotiales, Aspergillaceae.